Molecule: messenger RNA, 7012 nt
Organism: Pocillopora meandrina
Lineage: Eukaryota; Metazoa; Cnidaria; Anthozoa; Scleractinia; Pocilloporidae
Source: the annotation of a GenBank genome assembly
CGGACGAGUUGCCGUGAAUUUACAACUGAAAGAACCGAUGUCGCAAGUUGGAGAGUCGGUUUCUUUCGACAAUUGUGUUACAUUUGAUGACGGAUCACGAUGACUUGUUCUAAAACUCGUCUCGGCUUCACUUUGUACAUCGGAUGUGUUAAGAAACUUCUUUUUACCAUGAUGAAAUAAUAAUGUUUACCAGGAACCCUCACAGGUGAGAGAUCUUCAAAGAACUUUCAACCGAUUCAAUGUCUAUGAAAUGUAUCCUAUUACAUAGGAACGUUACUUACUCAUCUUCUGACAAAUGUUGCACUGAUCACUAAGGAAUGGGGUGAUGGACAAAACAAUGUCCUCCAACUCAAAUGAACUACCCUAACAUGCACCAACCCUUCAAUUUUUUUUUGUUUCGAUUUCGUUAGACACAACAAACACCACGAAAUAUAGAGUGGUCCAAGUGAUGUUACAUUCUUCAAUAUCGGUCCCGAAGUAAGCCGAGAAAUCGAUAAUAUUAAAUGUCCUUCAGUAUAUAGAUUGACGCAGAUACAAAAUGUACUUAUAGGACUUGCACGCCCAUUUUAAGUUGCAUUGUAUACAUAUUUAUGGUCAAGAAGGGCAAACCCCCCGCCUUUUUUUUUUUAAACUGAUUUUCUUAUUCCUAAUGAGUUAAAGAUUUUAUCAUUAAAAUAAGAGCUCAAAUUUAAUAGAAGGUUAAUCCCUUUUACAAAGCUCAAAUUUCUGAUUGUGUUCUUCAAAGUUCGCCUAAAAAGCAUUUAAAUAUAGACUGGCCAAUUUGUCUGGUUGGAUAUUUAAUUUAGCUAAAAUAGAGAUUGAGAAACUGAAGUUUUAGUUGUGUUCUUCAGCCAUUAAACGUUCUCCCCUCAAAUUUUUAAUUAAAAGGCUGAAAUGUUAAUUUCUCUGGCUUUUGGAAUAUCUCACUUGUAAUUAUCUUUUUCAACAAGUUUUAUCAUAAUCAGUUCAAAAUCCCAGAGCAUGUCUCUGUUCUCUGGAACACUUUCUUGCAGACAAAGAGACUUACAUUUAAGAAUGUUUGUUAUUUAUAAACUGUGUGUUGUAGAAAAUGAAUUUGAGAUAAAACUAAAUGAACCUUGAUUAAGAAAAAUUAUUUUAAAAUGAAGAAUUUGCAAUCAAUUAGAACAAAUAACAGAUUUUCUCUCUGAUAUUGAUUGCCUUUCAAUCUAUAACAGUUCUGUAAGCACUUUCCUUGAAGAUUAUAGUCACCUUAGUUUACAUUUUCAUUCCAAGAGAACGUAUGAACUGGCAUGAUUUAUUUCAUGUGAACCAACUGGAAAAAAGAAGAGCAUUCAUUAUCUUUCUUUUAAAAGACAUUAAUUUACUUAAAAUAUUUCCAUGCAUUUGAACUCUGAAUCAUGACAUUAAAAAUUGACUGAGCUUCAUGAAGUUUUUUCUGGGCUCAUCAAGACAAGAAAGAAGGGCAAAGACAAGGUUCAGGGAGAUCAAAGUCUGAACUUCCUUGUUGUUAUGUUCUAGUUUUGUUUGUGUUGUUAGUUUUUCAUUUAAGUUUUUUCUAAAUGUAUUGAAAUUAAUUCAAUUUAUUGAUGCAAUACAUAUUUUGAUCAGUGCUGCUAUAGCUGGUGCUUUUUCUGUUCUGGUUAAUUUAAACAUGGUUUUCAGUAGCACAAAACUAGAAAACCAGAUGUCAAUGCCCAGAAAUAAUUAUUGUGGGCAAAAUGUUUUGAGAAAGUGCAACCACAGGCUUAAUAUUAUGCUAGCUUCACUUUUCAAAACAUGAUUGCCUGAGGUUUGAAACCACCUUCUUCUCCCUCCCCUCCCUUAUCAAUUUUGUUGUGUUUAAUUUUUCACUGUAAUAUACAUUGCAUUAGCAACAAUGUUAUCUGAAAAAAAAGCAGUCAUUAAAUAGCAUUGAAGAAUGAAUAAGGACUCAAAAACAGUAUACUAUGCAUGCAUAUGCCUAGUUUACAUAAAGCUCUGUUGCCUUAAAUUAUUUGUCCACGAGGUUUGAAACCACCUUCUUUUCCCUCUAGACAGACUGUAACAGGGAAUCCAAUGGUUUUAUAUUAUAGGGAAGUAAAAUGUUGUUCAUAGUGAUGUAAUCUAUGCCCCUGUUCUCAGUAACCAGCUUAUUGUAAAUUUUUUUUUUGUUUUAUUCUCUACAGGACAUAGACUUUGACUUAACAAACAUGGCAAAUAUUCUUGAUAUUCCUAGUCUGAGUAUGCUUCAUGUGUGGUGGGAUUUGUGGUUCUCCCAAACAGGAUCACAGUUCCUUAGACUGAUGUUGAUCCAUAUGAACUGAAAUACCCCUUGCCUGAUGUGAGUGACUUGUACUUAUCAUUAGAAUUUUCUCUCUGCAAAUUGUCUUUUAUUGUGCCUCAAGACAUGAUUAAACGUUUAUUUAAACUUGAAUAACUCAGUAGUACUGAGUACACCAAGUGUACACAUAAGUGAAGUUUUUAAAGGUUUUUGACAAAUUGAUUUUGCUUUCUCUUGUUACUCCAGGGUGUCCUUCACAUUGAAUUCCUGGAAGCUAAAUAGACUUAAUCAUGAAAGACAUUGUUAUCAUAUCUAAAGGUUCUUCAGAUCCAAAUGUCAUUCUCAGAGGUAUGUAUCAAAGCUUAUGGAGAUUACUGUAUGAGCUAAAGACAUGAAAGAGCCCUUACUGACCAGCAGUAAUAUGUAUCCAAGUGUCUUUUGGUGCUUGUGUCACUGAAAUUUUUCUACCUCAGUUUCAUAGAAGGUGAAUCAUACUUUGAGUCUGAACUCCUCUGAAAAUUCUACAUCUGUGUAAACUUUUUUGAUCGUUUAUUUUGAAUUAAAUAGAAUCAGCAAUCAGUGAAGCAUAAAUUUAUUAAUUAUUACAUCAUUUUUUAGAUUUCUCAUUUGCUUUGCCUGCAUGAGGAGAUAAAUUCACUGGGAAAAGAUCAUUGCUUUAGAACACCAGUGAGUAUCUUACUGUAUGAGCACCAUAGCUCAUGAUGAUAUUUCUUUCUGUUGCCAGUGGGAGCCAAGACAUUCUGCACAAAGACAAAGGACAAUACAGUGAAUCCAAUAUGGAAUGAAGCGUUCUUGGUAAAGAUUUUGAUGGGUUUGUGGUUCCUAGUCCAUACUUCAAACAUGGGAUAUUUCAUUUCUGAUUGUUUUGUUUCUGAUUGUUUAUGUGAAGGCCUUUGUGGACAACUCGCAUGGUCAGAAAUUAUAAAGAUUGGUGUCUUUUAUGAAGACAAAGCAUCUGAUGACGAAUCUCUUGGAAGGUACAGUAAGUAAUCAUCCAAACAUGAAUCAUUAGAAAGCAACUCAUAUCUCCAGUUUUUACAUGUAUGUGACUGUUUUGAUGUUGACAAAUGAUGUAUUAUCUCCUUAGUGUUGAGGCUGACAUUGGUACAAUUGUCCAGCAAGGCAAUGUUGAAUUGGUAAGUUGCAAAUCUUUUGCUAACUAAAGAGUUGUAUGUCAUAUUCAAUAACCAGUGUUAGGAACCUUGUUUAACACCAUGUGAUUUGAUAUAGCAUCUAGAGCAAUUUUUAAUUGAUUGUCGAAUUAAAGCAACCCAGGACUGCACUACCCUUGUGAAAUGGAUUUUGGAAUUCCUUGGAAUAAAGGUGUGAAUUUUCAUGGUAAAUUUGGACUGGGAAUUCCUAGGAAUUUCUAGAAAUUCCCAACCACAACAACUCUGGUACUAAAAACCUAGAAAUUCCUAGAAAUUCCAAGUUUAUAGCCAACAGGACUUGGAAUUCCUAGGAAUUCCAACUCAGAGCACCAAUGACUUUCCCUGAAAAGCUGUAAAUCUAAAAAUUCCUGGGAAUUUCUGGGAAUUUUCAGGAAUUUCUAGGAAUUUUUAAGAAUUACUGGGAAUAUUAAGCACAAAUUUGAGGCUACAUAUAUAAAAUAAAUACUUAAAAUUAAAAAACCACAGAUAAAAUUCAAGUAUUCAAUGAAAUUUAUUUACAAGCUCAAUUAAGGCUUAUAUGUAAAAUAUUUUUGAUUAAUUAUUGACAUCAAUAUGUAGUAAUAUUAGGAUGGAAUUUGAUUUUUUUUUCUUUUCUUGAAAACUUCCUAUGGAUUAAUCCUCAAUUACAGCUAUUCAUAUAAAAUAGUCCUAAUCAAUCAUUAAAUUUGGUUUGACACAAAAUUUGUGUCAAACCAAAUUUAAUUGUGAAUAAAAUCUGUUGAUUCUUUUCCAUAAAAUACAAUAUCCUAAAUUAUAUUUGAAAACCAAGUAUUCUUGGGAGUGAAGGGGUUAAUUACAGUUAAAUAUAAUUGAUUUUUUAACUAAAAUCUUCUUGUAACUGUAACAAUAAAUUAGAAUGAAGUUAUCCCAAACUGCAAACUUAGCUGCUGUUUGUCUUUUUCUCCUUGGGCUCACAAUGAGUUGGCCUUGAAUGAGGUUGUCUACAAGAAGCUUGACCAUUUUGUAUCUGGAUUCUGUAACAUCUGAAUUUGAAAAAAAAAUAUAUAUAUAUAUUAAAAGUUCAGACCAGGCCUUAGAUAGCUAUAAGGAAAAGGGCAUUCAUUGGAAUCUCAAAUUGGGAAAUAUCUGUUAUAUUGAAUGACUUUUAUAUUGGAGUUAGUACAUCUCUCCCAUAGAUUUUACUAAAAAAGGGCUGAAUACAUUAUUUUGUUUUUACCAAGGAGGGCUUCUUUAUGUAAUAAGGUUUGUUUAAUAACAGUUUGUAUUAUCAAAUACAUAUAAUACUACCCUCUGAGCCAAACACAUGCAAAGAGAUAAAACUUGUAGUGAUUUGAUCAGUGACACUUUCCUCUACUUUGGAUACUUCACUUGUUUUUUCUUUUGACUGAGUCUACAUUUACAGUUUCAUUUUAAUAAUUCUCCCUUUCCUGUUUGGCCAUUGUGAUGAAUUUCUGGUUUAAACACUCAGAUUAAAACUCCUAGAAGUGAUUACCAUGUAACUUCUCUCUAUAGUAUCCAUACAUUAUACAGCAAACAGGUAAUGAGAACACUCAAACUCAUCAGGUACAAUUUACAGUAUUACCUUGAUUGAAACCUAAUUCUCAUAAUCAAUUUACAAGGAAAUGUGUAGUAGCCAGAGGGGAGAAUUGAUGAUCAGAUCUUGAGAGUUAAAGGGUUUAAUUCACUCAAUUUAUUCUAACCUGUAAUUAUGUAAUUUUUGAAUACAGUGGCUUCCACUAGAGAAUGUGAAGAGUGGCCAGAUCAACUUGAGAUGAACAUGGUUCACAUUGACUGCCAAACCAGAAGAUCUCCCACUGGUAAGUUCACACUCACUAACAAUAGGGUGGUUUUCAUUUAUGAGGACAAGCUGAAUCGAAAAACCAAAUCAGUGCAGUCAAAGAAUAGUAAAUGGAAAGCAGAAGUUGUGGACCUGUACUCUUGAGAAUAGGUGUGUGAGUUGGUUCCUUCUGUGUGUUUUCAAGGCCCAGAAACAACUUUUCACCAUUUUCUGUCUGUAAUGUUUAGCACGUCUAACAACUUUGGCACACUUUAGAAGUACAGUAGUCAGUGGGAGAACUUAUUUUUUUAUUGACUGGCCAUGCUUAAAAAAACAGGACCAGUUUAGCAAGAACUGUACCUUGGUCCUUUACAUAUGUAAGCAGGACCAACCAUUUGUUUGGUCAGGCGAAGAGGCAAAGAUCUUGACUGUGUAUUAUUAGCUUGUUUAUAAGUUUUGUUUUUCAUAUACAGCCUGACCAAGCCAUUAUUGGUGAGGAGAUGUUAGCAACAGCAGCUCUUUUUGUUAAACUGGACUCAGCCAAGAAUCUUCCCGUAAGUGUGUGAUGUGGUCUCUUCUUUAUUUGAUAGAAAGGAAAUUAAAAAUGCAAAAUCCCUGCUUCUCAAAAUACACUGUAAGACCUCAGAAAGUGUGAAAGGUCACUGUUGUUAAGUUUUAAUGUAAAUUAUAACUUUUUUUAGGCAACAAAUGCUGCCUGUGGCACCACAAGUGCAUUCUUAUUCAAUACUUACCAGAGCAGAGUAGGUCACACUUUUAAUUGAUCAUCCAUAGGCUAUUGUUUUCCUGUGUAUCAUCACUGAAUUGUCACAGAUACAAGGUUUCACAGGUUGGCACACUGUGCUGUUGAUCUACAAAAUAAAGGAGUUUAUUUUCCAAAUAACAACUGUGGUUUCGUUUUGUUAACUCAGUUGAUAAAACUAAUGGUGGAUGUUACCCAUACCAUUGACAUGUCAGUUUUGCUGGUUGACUUAUUGAAGGAAAUUCUUAUUACGGUUGUUUCUUACUGUUACAAGUACAUUUCUCUUGUGUUGGUGUAAUGGAAACCACAUAUCAUAGAGUACACAUGUCAGUUGUUUUAAGUAAUUUGAUCCUUAUCAGAUCAAGCUUUUAGUAAUGAUGCUGGGCACCCCUACGAUAACCCUUGUCCAAAAUCUUUUCUUUUUAACAUUUGAAAACAGAUGACUUGUCCCGAGUUUUUGUUUUGAAUUUUGCCUUCUAGGUCAGUUGGUGUUGUUGCACCCAACUAGUAUGUAGGAGGUGUUGCUGGCUUCUUUUCUGUAAUUGCUUAAAUUACAGUCCACCUGCAACGACCCUUUCUUUGCUUGAUUUUCAUCUGCAGUUCAAAUUAAAUUAUUUUAUUAAAAAUUAUGAUCAGAAUUGUCAAUGGGAAAGGAGAACCCCUUAAAACUUGCCUCUCAAUGAGUGUCUCUGUACCUCAGUUGGUAGUAGUGCCCAACUAGUAUCUUGGAGGCUCCGCGGGUUCAAAUCCUUUCAAAGCCUGAAUUUUUUCAGGUUUCUUAUUAAUUAUAAAUUACAGUCAACCUGUGAGGAUCAUUUCCUUGCUUGAAUUUCAUCUGCAGGUCAACUGAAAUCUAUUCCUUUCAAAAUAAGGACUUUUGUAAGAAUUGCACAACUUGUUAAUGUCUCCAUUUGCUAAUAAGGAUAUAAAAAAACUGAAAUCAUUUCUCUAAAGUGGUUGUUGCUUUCUUUAUAGCAAGUGAUACAAUGUCAGUUGAUGAGAAACAGUCUAUUCGGUAGCACUAAUUGUCAGUGAUUCCUUCGAAGAACAACCUUUGGGGCCACUUGUAGAGGUUUCAA